Nicrophorus vespilloides is the source of this 2953-nucleotide messenger RNA. RefSeq names its product glutamate receptor ionotropic, kainate 2-like. The record is from RefSeq and is a predicted model, not a curated record. Bases 72 to 2795 code for a protein of 907 amino acids. Gene Ontology annotation, molecular function: transmitter-gated monoatomic ion channel activity involved in regulation of postsynaptic membrane potential; glutamate-gated receptor activity. The transcript is spliced from 17 exons. Lineage: Eukaryota; Metazoa; Arthropoda; Insecta; Coleoptera; Silphidae. Gene Ontology annotation, cellular component: plasma membrane; postsynaptic membrane. Gene Ontology annotation, biological process: modulation of chemical synaptic transmission; synaptic transmission, glutamatergic; monoatomic ion transport.
UAGAGGUCGGACGACUGUAGAAUAUACGUUUCUUCUCCACCGUAUUUUAAUAUACAACAACUUAUUCGAAUAUGACCUUAUUGCACCGAUUAUAUUUAAUAUUCAGUACAGUGGCAGUAAUAUCCAAUAAUCCUGUGCAUACAAUAAAAAUAGUGAAAAUAGGUGCUCUCUUCGACAAUGAGUAUUCCGAAGCAGAAAUCGCAUUUCGAUUUGCCGUCAACAGAUUCAACAUGUUCAAUAAAGACUACACGCUGAAACCGGAAGUGCGCUACGUUCCGGAAACCGACGGAUUUAAAACCGGACAAAUAGUUUGUGAAAUGGUUGAGAGUGGGCUGUCUGCAAUAUUCGGCCCUGUUUCCUCAAAAACAAAUGAUAUCGUCCAGUCAAUUGCUGAAACGCUAGAAAUACCCCAAUUCCAGACGUUCUGGAACCACAAAUUGCAAAAAAGUGCAACUUCCACGGAAAGUACUGCUUUCAAUUUAUUCCCGGAUCCAAAAUUAUAUUCCAUGGCAUUGGCAACUUUAUUAAAAGAGAUGCGAUGGAAAAGCUAUACAAUAGUUUAUGAAAGCGACGAAGGAUUAGUCAGGCUGCAGGAUAUUUUGAAACUGCACAGAUCGGAUGAUGUGCCCGUACGAGUGAGGAAGCUUACGCCAGGAAACGAUCAUAGGACAUUGUUGAAGGAAAUCAAGGCGUCGUCCGAGUUACAAAUCAUCCUGGACUGCGAGGCAGGCCAUAUCCUCGAUAUUUUACAGCAGGCGCAAGAAGUGAACCUCAUGGAUGAGUAUUACAGUUACAUCCUUACAUCUCUGGAUGCCCACACACUGGACUUCCACAGCGUACGCACAACCCAAGCAAACAUAACGACAUUAAGGUUGAUAGAUCCAAACACAAAGUAUAUUAGGAACGCAGUCCGAGAUUGGGAGCAAGGAUACAAGAGGGGUUCACAUUUAAGACCGGAAAAAGUUCUUACUAGGACUGCCCUCCUGUACGAUGCCGUAAACUUUUUCAGCACCGUUUACAAAGAACUGGAUGCCACAGAAAGCAUACACGCUUCCCCAUUGAGUUGCUCCAAUCCAUUGCCAUCUCAACAUGGAAUUCGAUUGUCCUCCUAUUUGAAAUUGAGCCUUUUACAUAAUGGUACAUUGGCAAUACCAUUAUCUGGUCCAAUAGUAUUGGAUUCGUCUGGCAGAAGAAAGAGUUUCGACCUUCAAAUUGUUGAACUGAGCGGCGAUGGCGUUAGGAAGACGGGCACUUGGAACUCGGACCGUCCGCACCUCAUCAAUUUUACCUUCACUCAGCAGGAAAGACAACUGGAGAUCGUGCAGCAAUUAAGCCAGAAGGUCUUCCGAGUUACGUCUAGAUUGGGAGCACCGUAUGUGAUGUGGCGCCAACCCAAGACCGGUAAAAGGUUCCAUGGCAACGAUCGGUUCGAGGGGCAUUCGAUGGAUCUGAUUGCAGGCAUUGCUGAAAUAUUGAACUUUACAUACAAAUUCGAACUGGUGCCCGACAACAACUACGGAAGCUACAAUCCAAAGACUAAUGAAUGGAACGGUUUAAUUAGACAUUUGCUGGAUAGGAAAGCGGAUUUGGCCCUUUGCGACCUAACCAUUACUUACGAACGAAGAAGAGCUGUUGAUUUCACCAUGCCUUUUAUGACUUUGGGUAUUACCAUUUUAUAUAGCAAAGCUGUAAAACCUCCUCCAGAAUUGUUCUCAUUCAUGCAACCACUGUCUUUUGACAUUUGGUUAUACAUGGCUACAGCGUAUCUUGGAAUAUCUAUCAUCAUAUUUGUUACUGCCAGGUUGGCGCCAGGUGAUUGGGAAAAUCCGCAUCCAUGUAAUGAAAAUCCGGAAGAGUUGGAAAAUAUAUGGGAUAUAAAGAACUGCCUCUGGUUGACGCUCGGUUCACUCAUGGCCCAAGGGUGCGAUAUCUUGCCCAAAGGAAUUUCUACAAGAAUGGUAGCUGGCAUGUGGUGGUUUUUCUCUCUGAUUAUGUGCGCAUCAUAUACUGCUAAUUUGGCGGCUUUUUUGACAAUGGAAAGAAUGGGACCCACAAUAGAAAACGCCGAAGAUUUGGCCAAACAGACGAAAAUCAAAUACGGAAGCGUACUAGGUGGAGCAACCGGAUCAUUUUUCAGAGAUUCGAAUUUUUCAACGUAUCAAAGGAUGUGGACGCAAAUGGAAGCAUCGGAACCGAGCGUCUUUGAGAAAACCAACAAGGAAGGAGUGAAAAGGGUGAAAACCAGCAAACGCUUGUAUGCUUUUCUGAUGGAAAGCUCUUCAAUCGAAUAUGAGAUGGAACGAGAUUGCGAGCUGAUGCAGGUUGGGGGUUGGUUGGACUCGAAGGGGUAUGGAAUCGCUAUGCCGGUCAAUUCCCCCUACCGCACGGCCAUCAGCGGAGCCGUCCUUAAGAUGCAGGAGGAUGGGAAGCUGCACAAACUCAAGGAGAAAUGGUGGAGAAAAAUGCACGGUGGAGGAAAAUGCUCGGCUCUGAAACACACCGGUGACGAUUCUGCAGCGGAGCUGAGCAUCGACAACGUGGGCGGGGUGUUUGUCGUCCUGGGAGGCGGAAUUGCCAUCGCCUUCCUCAUCGCCGCAGCGGAAUUCAUGUGGAACGUCCGGAAAAUUGCAGUCAAUAGACACAUGACAGUAAAGCGGGCGAUCAUGAUGGAGCUGAAGUUUGCCAUGAAUUUCGCUGCUCGCAAGAAGACCGUUAAUGGACGAAUCGAUGAAUCUAAUGAUAUUACUAAUGAGGAAAAUCAAAGGAACCAUUCGAGCACUCCGAAGGAUAAUUAAUUUUAGAUAUACUAACAUUGUUCAAUUAACGUAUAUAAUGAGUUCACAUUAACAAACAUAAAUAGAACAAAAAUUCACCUUUAUAUAAAAUUUCAAAACAUUAAUACAAAACGCUCAAUUUAUAUGUUUUACAUAAUGAUAUAUCAAUGCCAUUUUGU